GGGGGCGGCCGCGGCCCUGCAGCGCCCAGUCGGCCGUGCGGCAGCACGAGCCCAUCGCCGAGGACGGGCCACAGGCGCCCGCCGGCGCCGCCCAGCCGGCCGCGCGGCAGGGCCAGCCCCUCGCCGAGGACGCUCUAUCGGGCCGUCGAGACAUGCGCAAGACGGUCCAUCAGGAGAUCGAGGUCCACAAGGAGCACCUGCGGCUGCUCCACGACCACGUGGCGGCGCUGAAGGCGGAGGUAUCCGAGGUGCGCGAGGAGGUUGGGGGGCUGCGGGCCCACUGCGCGCGCAGCGAGGUGGACGUCCAACGCUUCACCUGCAGGGAGGAGAUCCACUCUUUGAUCGACUCGUUCAAGCAGGAGUGCCUGACGUCGAUAGAGCGUCAGCAGUGGGCUUCGGAGGAAGCCACUGGGCACAACGAGAAGAUGAGGUUGGUUAUCGAGGAGCGGCAAGGCGAAUCCGCGAUCGGAUGGACAUGA
This is a messenger RNA of Prorocentrum cordatum, 479 nucleotides long. Lineage: Eukaryota; Dinophyceae; Prorocentrales; Prorocentraceae. The record is from the annotation of a GenBank genome assembly.